Morchella importuna is the source of this 873-nucleotide messenger RNA. RefSeq lists its product as uncharacterized. Lineage: Eukaryota; Fungi; Ascomycota; Pezizomycetes; Pezizales; Morchellaceae. The record is from RefSeq and is a predicted model, not a curated record. The coding region runs from base 1 to 873 and encodes 290 amino acids. The transcript has a single exon.
AUGGCGCUGCAUCGCGCCCGUGGGGAGAUCUUUCAGAGCAUUCGGGAGUGCUCUCAGGAAGGCGAGCUAAUCGCAUGCGCCGAUGGGUACGAACGUCUAUGCUUUCCGGUGUUGUCGGGUUGGAUCGCUGAUCAACCUGAGCAUUCAAACUUACAACAUAUUAGUACUAGCUCUUGUCCAAGAUGCGAGGUGGAAUUCCACAGUCUUGGGAGCACUCGCCGGAGCCCUACGCGCGAUCACGAGGAUUACCGGGAGAGGGUAAAGCUAUUCAGGGAGAACCCGGGAAACCUGGGACCGGUGGAAUACCUUGUCGCGAGAUCAGUAAAGACACUCUUCAAUGCUUUCUGGGGUAUGCCGAGGGUUAAUCCAUACAAUCUCAACAAACCGGACAUUCUGCACAAUAUCUACCUAGGGAUGUUGAAGCACAUGAUGGAGUGGGUUCAGGCUUUCUUGAAGAAGCACAAUCGAUUGGAGGAAUUUGGCAAGGCUUGGGCCUCAAUUGCGCCUUACCCUGGACUGGCAGUACCGAACAAGGCAUAUCGUGCCACAACCCAAUGGCAAGGGAAGGAGAUGAGAAAUCUGGGGCGGGUCGUUCUUGGAGCACUCGCGGCUGCUUUGAGAAACCCGGGGGUGGCUGUCAGGGGCGACUUCGCAAAGGCAUUGAAAUGUGUACGAGGCUUAAUCGACUUCCACUUAAUGGCGCAGUAUGGGAGUCAUACGACGAGCACACUGAAUUAUAUGGAGAGCUAUCUCGAGGAUUUCCAUAAGCACAAGGAUAUCUUUUUAGAAUUCCGGGCGUACAAGAGGAGGGUUAAGGAUCCGAGAGAUCGGACAAAAGCUGUGAAGACCUCAGGCUCCCAGAGCGCUCAGUGA